AUGGCCUACGUGGUACCCAUCCAUCGGGCCAGUGGCAUUCGCCAUGCAGUGAAGCUGAAUUUUAUGAAUUCCGAGGAGGACUGCUUGGUGGUAGCAAAAGCCAAUCGCCUCGAAUUCUACACCCUUACCCCGGAUGGCCUGAUCCUGGCCCAGACCCGCGCGCUCUACGCGCAGGUCACCAUGCUGGCCCGUCUCCCGGCGCCGGCCAACUCGCCGACCGACCACCUCUUCGUUGGCACAGACCAGUAUAACUACUUCACACUCGCCUGGGACACGGAGAAGCGACAAGUCCGAACAGCCCGCAGCUAUGUUGAUAUCGCAGAGCCCUCGGCCCGAGAAUCGCAGACCGAUCCACGGUGCCUGGUUGAUCCCAGCGGACGGUUCAUGACGCUGGAGGUCUACGAGGGCGUGAUCGUGGUGAUCCCGAUCAUCGAGUCGACGAAACGAAAGGGCCGCGUCUCGCAGGCCACACUACAAGCUGAUACGCCGCAGGUCGGGGAACUGGGCGAGCCGACUGCGUCGCGGAUUGAUGAGCUGUUCGUGAGGUCGUCGGCGUUCCUGCACUCCGGGUCCAAUCAGCCGUGGCUCGCGCUGUUGUAUGAGGAUAACCAGAAGAAGGUCCGGCUGCGGAUCCGGGAGCUGGAGUAUAGCCGGGCUACUCCGAGUGGGCCUGCGGAUGCUACGUUUAAGGAGGUGCAGGAGAAGAAGCUGGAUGGGGGUGUUUUUGCGCAUGAGCUUGACCUGGGCUCGUCGCAUUUGAUUCCUAUUCCUGCUCCGCUAGGUGUGUUUCUGAUCGUACUUUUCUCCUAUAGACUGCUUGUGCUGACGACUAGGGCAGGUGGCCUCAUUGUCCUGGGAGAGACAUCUAUCAAAUACAUCGACGACAAUGCAAAUGACAUGAUCUCGCGCGACCUUGAAGAAGCAACUGUCUUUGUAGCCUGGGAGAAGGUCGAUAGUCAACGGUGGUUGCUCGCUGAUGACUAUGGACGAUUAUUCUUCCUGAUGUUCGUAUUGAACAACGAAGGCAACGUCGAGGAUUGGAAACUGGACUAUCUGGGAAGUACAUCUCGAGCCACAAAGCUUGUGUACCUCGGCGGCGGAAUUCUGUUUGUCGGCUCGCAUCAGGGUGAUUCACAGGUGCUUCGCAUCGGCGAUGGCUCCUUUGAGGUCAUUCAGACCCUGUCUAACAUUGCACCCAUCUUGGACUUCACCUUGAUGGAUCUAGGAAACCGCACAAGUGAGGUUCAGACGCACGAGUUCUCGACAGGACAAGCUCGGAUCGUGACUGGCUCAGGUGCUUUCGAUGAUGGAACUCUGCGAAGUGUGCGUAGUGGUGUCGGAAUGGAGGAGCUUGGUGUCUUGGGUGAAAUGGAUCACAUCACAGAUUUAUGGGGACUGCAGGCUCAAAGCACAGGGAGCUUCCUCGAUACGCUGCUCGUGACCUUCGUCGAUGAAACGCGGGUAUUUCGCUUCAGCGCCGAUGGAGAAGUCGAGGAGCUGGAGGAUUUCCUCGGGCUCUCUCUGGCGGAGAGUACACUCUUGGCAGCUAAUUUGCCAGGGGGUCGAAUCCUGCAGGUUACGGAGAAGAAAGCCCUGAUUGCUGAUCUUGAAAACGGGAUGGUCACAUUCGAGUGGACGCCCCCGACGCAGAAGGCGAUUACUGCAGCCUCAGCCAAUGAUGACCACCUGGUGCUAGUUAUUGGUGGCCAGGGCCUAGCGACCUUUGAUAUCCAAAAUAACACCCAGCUCAUUACACAAAAGGACAUGGGUGCAGACCAGCAGAUAUCGGGCGUGACAGUUCCAGCCAAGCCUGGAGGUGUCUGCAUUGCUGGGUUCCCCCAGUCCGCCAAAGUGUCCAUCUUGGCUCUCCAGGAUCUGUCCGAGCUGCAAAGCCAGUCACUAGGCCCAACAGGGGAGGCCUUCCCCCGAUCCGUUCUGGUGGCAGACGUCCUCGCAGACAGCCCACCCACCCUGUUCAUUUCCAUGGCCGACGGCAGCGUCAUCACAUUCACACUGGACCCGCAAACAUACGCACUCACCGACAUGAUGAAGUUGAUCCUCGGAUCAGAACAACCAACCUUCAAGAAACUUCCCCGGGGCGACGGCCUGUAUAACGUCUUCGCUACCUGUGAGAAUCCGAGUCUGAUCUACGGCUCCGAGGGGCGAAUUAUAUACUCCGCAGUUAACUCUGAGGGCGCCUCCCGAAUCUGCCACCUGAACACAGAGGCAUUUCCAGAGUCUAUCGCCGUGGCUACGGCACGGGAGCUCAAGAUUGCGCUUGUAGAUAAGGAGCGUACAACACAGAUCCAAACACUACCAAUGGGCUCGACUGUGCGUCGCGUCGCCUACUCACCAUCUGAAAAGGCCUUUGGUCUCGGCACGAUCGACCGCAAGCUGGAGGAUGGCGUUGAAAUCGUCAAGAGUCAUUUCGUGCUCGCUGACGAGAUCCUGUUCCGCCGCCUGGAUGCGCUGGAACUUCACCCAGACGAGCUAGUCGAAAGUGUCAUUCGCGCUGAGUUUCCGGCUGGCAAGGAUGAGAACGGGAAAGAUGUUACUAAGGACCGGUGGAUUGUUGGCACGGCGUAUCUGGACGAAGAUCGAGCCGAAUCUAUCCGCGGGCGGAUUCUGGUGCUGGAAGUUGAUCAUGGGCGCAGGUUGAUCCAGGUCGCCGAGUUAGGAGUCAAGGGUGCGUGCCGCGCGCUAGCUAUGAUGGGUGACCGAAUUGUCGCAGCCUUAGUCAAAACUGUUGUCGUUUUUAAGGUGAUCAACAACAACUUUGGUUCGAUCAAGAUCGAAAAGACUGCCACAUACCGCACAUCAACAGCACCCAUCGAUGUGACAGUGGUCAAUGAUCUGAUUGUUGUCGCCGACCUGAUGAAGAGCGUCUGCAUCGUGCAAUUCACCAAAGGACAGGACGGCGUUAACGACAAGCUGGAAGAAAUCGGCCGACACUAUCAAACCGUCUGGACGACGGCUGUCGCCUCUAUCGAUAAAAACAUGCUUCUCGUCAGCGAAGCUGAAGGCAACCUCAUCGUGCUAUCCCGCAACGAAGGAGGUGUCACCGACCAAGACAAGCACCGUCUCGUCCCAACCAGCGAGAUUAGGCUAGGUGAAAUGGUCAACCGGAUCCGUCCCAUCCACAUCCAACAACUUGCCAGUCUGACAGUAACACCACGGGCCUUCGUCGCAACGGUCGAAGGUUCAAUCUACCUUUUCGCCUUGAUCAACUCGGAACACUACGACUUCUUUAUAACGCUCCAGAGUGUCAUCGCCAGCAAAGUCGAGUCUCUCGGCGGCCUGCCCUUCGAUAAAUUCCGUGCCUUCCGGACCCUCACGCGCUCCGCGGAGGCACCGUACCGCUUUGUGGAUGGUGAGCUGAUCGAACGGUUCCUUGACUGCGAGGCUGUUGUGCAGGAGGAAAUUGUUGCGGAGGUGGGCUCAGGCGAUGUGGCGAGCGUGAAAGGAAUGAUUGAGGCGCUGAGGCGGUUGCAUUGA
Penicillium canariense is the source of this 3495-nucleotide messenger RNA. RefSeq names its product DDB1/RSE1 family protein. Gene Ontology annotation, biological process: DNA repair; proteasome-mediated ubiquitin-dependent protein catabolic process. The transcript is spliced from 4 exons. The record is from RefSeq and is a predicted model, not a curated record. Gene Ontology annotation, cellular component: nucleus; site of double-strand break. The coding region runs from base 1 to 3495 and encodes 1164 amino acids. Gene Ontology annotation, molecular function: protein binding; nucleic acid binding. Lineage: Eukaryota; Fungi; Ascomycota; Eurotiomycetes; Eurotiales; Aspergillaceae.